GGAGAGGGGAGCGGCGAGCCGCAGCCUGGAGCCGGGAGGGCCGCGGCCACCGGAAGAGUCGCGGUCGCCAGCCCAGCCGGGAGAGUGGGCAGCGGAAGCGGCGGCAGCGGCGGGCGGCGCUGGGACCCGGAGGCGGCCGGAGAACAAGGGAGCUGGCGCCGCGUCCGGGCGCCGAGCCGGACUGAGUCGCUGGGCCGCGCAGCCGAGCGAGCGCCACCGUCACCGCCACCUCCACCGCCGUCAGCCGGCGUCCGAGAGGCCCGGCCCGGCCGCCCGAGCAGGCCGCGCGAGGGCCGCCGGGCCCGAGGCCGGAGCCAUGGGCGAAACCAAGAUCAUCUACCACCUGGACGGGCAGGAGACGCCGUACCUGGUGAAGCUGCCCCUGCCCGCCGAGCGCGUCACCCUGGCGGACUUUAAGGGUGUGCUGCAGCGACCCAGCUACAAGUUCUUCUUCAAGUCUAUGGACGACGACUUCGGAGUGGUGAAGGAGGAGAUCUCUGACGACAAUGCCAAGCUACCCUGCUUCAAUGGCCGCGUGGUGUCCUGGCUGGUGUCAGCAGAAGGCUCGCAUCCAGAGCCGGCCCCCUUCUGCGCUGACAACCCCUCAGAACUGCCACCACCUAUGGAACGCACGGGGGGCAUUGGGGACUCACGACCCCCAUCCUUUCACCCUCAUGCCAGCGGGGGCAGCCAGGAGAACCUGGACAAUGACACAGAGACGGACUCCUUGGUGUCCACCCAGCGGGAGCGGCCACGACGGAGGGACGCCCCAGAGCAUGCAACCCGGUUAAAUGGAACCACAAAGGCGGAGCGGCGGCGAGAGCCUGGAGGCUACGACAGCUCCUCCACCCUCAUGAGCAGUGAGCUGGAGACCACCAGCUUCUUUGACUCCGACGAGGACGAUUCCACCAGCAGGUUCAGCAGCUCCACAGAGCAGAGCAGCGCCUCGCGCCUGAUGAGACGGCACAAGCGGCGGCGGCGGAAGCAGAAGGUGUCACGGAUAGAGCGGUCCUCGUCCUUCAGCAGCAUCACGGACUCCACUAUGUCGCUCAACAUCAUCACUGUCACUCUCAACAUGGAAAAGUAUAACUUCUUGGGCAUCUCCAUCGUGGGCCAGAGCAACGAGCGUGGCGACGGAGGGAUCUACAUCGGCUCAAUCAUGAAGGGCGGGGCUGUGGCUGCAGAUGGGCGCAUCGAGCCUGGGGACAUGCUCUUGCAGGUAAACGAGAUCAACUUUGAGAACAUGAGUAAUGACGAUGCCGUCCGGGUCCUGCGGGAGAUUGUGCACAAACCGGGGCCCAUCACCCUGACCGUAGCCAAGUGCUGGGACCCAAGUCCACGUGGCUGCUUCACGUUGCCUAGGAGCGAGCCCAUCCGGCCCAUUGACCCCGCGGCCUGGGUCUCCCACACUGCAGCCAUGACGGGCACCUUCCCUGCCUACGGCAUGAGCCCCUCCCUGAGCACCAUCACCUCCACCAGCUCCUCCAUCACCAGCUCCAUCCCUGACACAGAGCGCCUAGACGACUUCCACCUAUCCAUCCACAGUGACAUGGCCGCCAUUGUGAAAGCCAUGGCCUCCCCUGAAUCGGGGUUGGAGGUCCGAGACCGCAUGUGGCUCAAGAUUACCAUUCCCAACGCUUUCAUCGGCUCGGACGUGGUGGACUGGCUCUACCACAACGUAGAAGGCUUCACCGACCGGCGGGAGGCCCGCAAGUAUGCCAGCAACCUGCUGAAAGCCGGCUUCAUCCGCCACACUGUCAACAAGAUCACCUUCUCUGAGCAGUGCUACUACAUCUUUGGUGACCUCUGUGGCAACAUGGCCAACCUGUCCCUGCACGACCACGACGGCUCCAGUGGUGCUUCUGACCAGGACACGUUGGCCCCUCUGCCUCACCCGGGGGCCGCUCCUUGGCCCAUGGCUUUCCCUUACCAAUACCCACCGCCCCCGCACCCCUACAACCCGCACCCUGGCUUCCCGGAGCUGGGCUACAGCUACGGCGGGGGCAGUGCCAGCAGUCAGCACAGUGAAGGCAGUCGGAGCAGCGGCUCCAACCGCAGCGGCAGCGACCGGCGCAAGGAAAAGGACCCGAAGGCGGGAGACUCAAAGUCGGGUGGCAGCGGCAGCGAGUCUGACCACACUACUCGCAGCAGCCUUCGGGGGCCUCGGGAGCGCGCCCCCAGCGAGCGCUCGGGCCCGGCCGCCAGUGAGCACAGCCACCGCAGCCAGCACUCGCUGGCCGGCAGCCUGCGCAGCCACCACACGCACCCCAGCUACGGCCCGCCCGGCGUGCCCCCACUCUACGGCCCCCCAGUGCUGAUGAUGCCACCGCCGCCCGCGGCCAUGGGGCCCCCGGGAGCCCCGCCGGGCCGUGACCUGGCUUCCGUGCCCCCGGAACUGACCGCCAGCAGACAGUCCUUCCGCAUGGCCAUGGGAAACCCCACCAAGAAUUUCGGGCUGUUUGACUUUCUGUGAGUCCCCAGCAAUGGGAGGCUCAGCCUCCGGAGACCAAGAACCCUGCUUCAGCAGUCCUCGGGGCUUCCCAAGGAUGUGCAGCCCCACACCCACACCCAUACCCACACCUCAGCGUCACUAAGUUGGGGGGCGGGAGCUCCAGCUUCACCCAGGCACAAGAGACCGUGUUUCUUCCCAGAAAAAAAUCACUCAUACACACACGUGUGCACACAUGCACACGCAUGUGCCUAUGCAAGUUCACUUAAGCCUCAGGGCUGGUCCCUGCUGAGGGCUGGGCCCUCUCCAGACAAUGGGGCUGGUCCCCCUACUACCCUGGCCCUUUCUUUAGAGCCCUUGCGCCUCCCCCACCUGGUUAAGCCCGGGAGCUGGAUCUCAGGCUGCUCAGCAGAGAACGCAGCAGGCAGCUGCAGGUCUUUCUCACCCUGCCCAGAGGAAGGACAGGAGCCACGGGCCAGUUGCAGUCAGGCAAAAGGACUUCUGGGAUUUCCCGAAUUCUAGUCUGUUUUUUGUUUUUUGUUUUUGUUUUUUCUUUUUUAACUUCAUUCUCCACUUUAAACAAAUCAUGAUAUUCUCUCUAAGCCUCCACUCUAAACACCCGUAUUUUCAGGGUUAAGAUACUGAGAGUAACAUGAAGUCCUUAGCCCAGGUUUUGGGGCAAACUGAAGUAGGAGCGUUUCAGCAUUCAUUCAUUCAACAAAUAUUUCCUGAGGUUUUAGUGAACAAGGGGCUGUGUUGGAAGCAUGACUCAGUCCUGCCUGCCAGCCCAGGCCAUGGUUUCUUCCAGCCUCCACUCCUGGGCCACCUCCUGUACUUUUCUGACUCUGCCUUGUCUGAUCUUGAGAAUUCCUCCACUGCAUUCACACCUUGGGGGUUUGUAUUUCCGUUGUUGCAUCUUUGAUCCACUUCUCUUUCCUCUCUGCUCCUAAAAAAUUGUCACCCAUCCUGAUGUCCUCAAUUACUGCUGAUAAGCUGCUGAUUGCCAUAUACAGCUCCAGUCCCAACAUCCUCCAGUCUUUACAUCUGGACUUGUAUUACUCACUGGUGUGGACACCACUCGGGCCCCUGACCAGCAUUCCUCCUGAAUCCCUGUCCUGGUGACCUUCAACACAAUCUAUGUAGGCUCACCAGCUAGAGACACUUAGGACUUAAAUCCUUUGUUUCUAUAUCUUACUGGCAUAUUUUAUCCUUUCCACUCCAAGAGCCUUUCUUAAAUUUGGCCCUUCUAUCCUCUUUGCCUUUAAUGUGCCAGAGCAUGAGAUCUGGGGUCAGGUUGGUCUGGGUUUGAAUUCCAGCUGUACUACUUUUUGUUUGCGUGAUAGGAGAGUUAUUUAACCUCUCUGAGCCUCAGUCCUCUUGUAUGUAAAAUGAUGAUAAUAAUACCUACCUCACAGGGUUGUUGUGAGGAUUUAAAUUAGAUAUUGUACGAAAAGUGCCUAGCACAGUGCCUGGCACAAUAGAGUAGGUGCUCAAUAAAUGGUAGCCAUUAUUACUA
Molecule: messenger RNA, 3965 nt
Organism: Cavia porcellus (domestic guinea pig)
Lineage: Eukaryota; Metazoa; Chordata; Mammalia; Rodentia; Caviidae
Gene: Dvl3
Product: dishevelled segment polarity protein 3
Exons: 16
Coding region: 317-2473 (718 amino acids)
Biological process (GO): canonical Wnt signaling pathway; intracellular signal transduction
Cellular component (GO): cytosol
Molecular function (GO): frizzled binding
Source: RefSeq, a predicted model, not a curated record